AUGACAUGCUCUACUCCUUCAAAGAAAUAUCUUGAAAUACUUUCCAGAAAAUCUGUUCGUCUCUCCAAACCCACACCCAAACUUAUCGUACUUGAUCUUAAUAGUACUUUAUUGCACCGUAGCAAAAAGAAACGCACCCGUGGUACUUUGCGUCCUUACCUUAAAGAAUUCCUUCAAUAUCUAUUCGAUAGCACUGAAGGAACAAGUGAGAAUUUUGACUUUUCAGUGAUGGUGUGGUCAUCUGCCAGGCCUCAAACUGUCGACGCAUUAGUCGAUAAGGCAUUCGGACGUUAUAGAAGUCGAUUAGUUGCAAUAUGGAGUCGCAAAAAAUUUGGAUUAAAUGAGCAUGCGUAUCAUCGAAAAGUAUCAGUGAUAAAAGAUUUAGAAACUGUUUGGGAUGAAUUAAAUCGGCACCAUAAUAAUCAUGAUGGUUCGUCCUCAGAAUCGUUGAAUGAUGGUAUAUACACUUCUAUUACAUUUUCCCCAUCCACAACACCGCGUUCCGUACCCUCAACGAAUAAUAUCAUCGAGAUGUUACCGCAGGCAAUUGAUCUUGACACGAUAAAUAAUACUUCAUCGCAUAUAUGGGAUCAAACGAACACAAUUCUUAUUGAUGAUUCGCCCUCAAAAGCCGUGUUGCAACCAUAUAACGCCAUACAUCUGCUUCCUUUUGAUUCUCCAAGACGUCAAUUAGCUAAAGAUAAAGAACUGUUGAACAUUAUAAAAUAUUUGGAAUUUUUAAAAUAUCAGGAUAAUAUUAGUGCUUACAUGAAGGAACACGCAUAUGUUUCCACUGAGUUCAACCAGGAAAUUGCCGAGAAAAUGAAUUGA
This is a messenger RNA of Acaulospora colombiana, 831 nucleotides long. The record is from the annotation of a GenBank genome assembly. NCBI's taxonomy places the organism in Eukaryota, Fungi, Glomeromycota, Glomeromycetes, Diversisporales, Acaulosporaceae.